AUCAGUGGAUGCUGUAGACUUGCGUUGCUCUGUGCCCGCCAUCCCUCCGCAGCCAGGCAGACCGCAGAAACUGACAAGAGUAGCCGACUGAAGGAGGGCUGAGCCAAGAUGGGACGAGACAUCUGGCACGACAGAGCCAGCACAACAACAGGAAGUCUGGUGUAGAAGCUGAACCAGAAGAGAGCCCAGGCAGCAGUAGUAGCAGCGACAGCAGUGGUGGGGUGGUAGAUGCCCUCCCCUCAGCCUCAGGCCCAGUUCCUCCCCAGGCCCCUGUAGGAGAGAAGAGAGAGGACAGCUCCUGCUUUGGCAGCUCUGUAGACUCCAGCGAGGAAGAGGAGGACAAAGAGGAGGACCCCGCCAUGUUCUCUAACUUUCUAAGCGGGGCGAACCCCCUCAGCUCUGUCUCCUCUGCUGUCAGAGGAGGUCUUUUUGGGGACAAUGGGGAGGUUGACAAACAGAAAGCAGGCGCUCAGCAUCCUGGGUCAGUUCCUGGCCCUGGGAAUGCCCCACAGCAGCAACAGGGAGGACCCCAGCUGCAGGGGAACGGUCAGGCUGGUCAAGCAGCCAAACUUAGCGGGCAGCAAGCCCCCGCUAAGGGUGGACCACAACAGCAAGGACCUCCUAAGGGUGGUCCACAACAGCAAGCCCCUCAUAAGCAAGGACCUGCAAAAGGUGGACCACAACAACAAGCCACCCAACAGCAAGGGCCUGCUAAGGGUGGAUCCCAACAGCAAGGGUCCCCUAAGGUUGGAGCUCAGACACAAGGGUCCCCUAAGGUUGGAGCUCAGACACAAGGGUCCCCUAAGAUUGGAGCUCAGACACAAGGGUCCCCUAAGGUUGGAGCUCAGACACAAGGGUCCCCUAAGAUUGGAGCUCAGACACAAGGGUCCCCUAAGGUUGGAGCUCAGACACAAGGGUCCCCUAAGAUUGGAGCUCAGACACAAGGGUCCCCUAAGGUUGGAGCUCAGACACAAGGGUCCCCUAAGGUUGGAGCUCAGACACAAGGGUCCCCUAAGAUUGGCACUCAGCAGCAGGGUUCCCCCAGGACUACAUCACAGCAGCAAGCCGCUGGUAAAGCUGGGCAUCAGUCUAAAGAUGGACCUAUGGCUGGAGCUAAACCCCUGUGCCCAGUGUGUAACACUACCGGACUCAACCUGAACACCAAGGAGCCACCCAACCAUAACACCUGCACACAGUGUAAGACUGUCGUCUGCAGCUUGUGUGGCUUCAGUCCUCCUGACUCUGGCGGUAAGGAGUGGCUGUGUCUGACCUGCCAGAUGCAAAGAGCACUCGGAGGCUCUGACCCACCUGGAACCCCAAAGAUGAAACCCCAGCCUUCACCCAACAAAGCCUCUAUAUCUCCUGCACCACAGAAGAAAGACACCUCUACACAAGGCUCCAUCCAGAAAAACCCUGCUCCAUCAGCAACACAGCCACCUAAGGCAGAGACUGCUAAAGCAGCAGACCCUCAGACACCGGCUAGCCCAGUACCUGCUCGGAAUGCACCACAGGAGAACCGGAGAACAUCAGGGCCUCAGAAACCGCCAGAGCAGCCAGGCCAACCUGGGCAUAAGCAGAGUAAUGCCACCCCAUGCACACAGCAGGAGCCUGGGAAGCCUCAGCAAGCGCUUCCAAAGGAUGGAGCCUCUCCUGCCAAAGUUGUGCCACAGCUACAGGCUCAGGCCCCUAAGCAGGAGUCAGGGGGCUUCUUUGGCUUUGGUGGUCCUAAGUCUCAGCCUGCUGCUUCAAAGGCUGAAGAUUCAGUGUCUGGGAAGAUGUUUGGCUUUGGCUCCUCCAUCUUCAGCUCUGCAUCCACUUUGAUCACUUCAACUGUUCAGGAUGAGCCCCACACCACACCACCAGCUUCCCCCAUGGUGUCUGCAGCAGCCCAGGCCUCUCCCAAGAUGCCCCCUGCAAAGGAGACCAAACCACCUGCUACUCAGAAAGCAGAGGAGAAGAAAGCAGAGCAACCCCAACAGGCCAAGGUCCCCGCAUUAUUACAGGCCAAAGUAGACCAACCCCCAUCAGAGCCUCCAAAGGGAGCAGCAUCCUCCCAACCAGCUCUCAAAGCAGGCCAGUCCACCUGUCCACUAUGCAAGGUGGAACUCAACAAGGGCUCCAAGGAUCCUCCCAACUACAACACCUGUACCGAAUGCAAGAACACUGUCUGCAACCUCUGUGGAUUUAACCCCAUGACAAAUGUUGCUGAGGUGAAGGAGUGGCUGUGUCUGAACUGCCAGAUGAAGAGAAUGGAACCCACAGGACCUCCCAUGAUGAAACCCCAACCUUCUCCAAACAAAGGUUCUGCACCUCAGAAGGCCACUGUCACACCCAUCGCUACCCAAAAGAAAGACAUUCCAACACCAGGCUCCCCCCAGAGAAAACCUGCUACAUCAGCAACAGAGCCACUUAAGGCAGAUGCUGCCAGAGCAGCAGACCUUCAGAAACCAGCCAGCCCAGCACCUGUUAUGAAGGCACCACAGGAGAACCGGAGAACAUCAGGGCCUCAGAAACCACCAGAGCAGCCAGGCCAACCUGGGCAUGAGCAGAGUAAUGCCACCCUGUCACAGCAGGUGCCUGGGAAGCCUCAGCAAGAGCCUCCAAAAGGUGGGACAUCUCCUGCAAAAGCUGUGCCAACACUACAGGCCAAGCCCCCCAAGCAGGAGUCAGGGGGCUUCUUUGGUGGCUUUGGUGGUCCUAAAUCUCAGUUUACCUCAAAGCCUGAAGAUUCAGUGUCUGGGAAGGUGUUUGGCUUUGGCUCCUCCAUCUUCAGCUCUGCAUCCACUUUGAUCACCUCAGCUGUUCAGGAUGAGACCCACACCACACUACCAGGUUCCCCAAAGGUGUCUGCAGCAGCCCAGGCCUCUCCCAAGAUGCCCGCUGCAAAUGAGACCAAACCACCUGCUACUCAGAAAGCAGAGGAGAAGAAAGCAGAGCAACCCCAACAGGCCAAGGUCCCCGCAUCAGUACAUGCCAAAGUAGACAAACCCCCAUCAGAGCCUCCAAAGGGAGCAGCAUCCUCCCAACCAGCUCUCAAAGCAGGCCAGUCCACCUGUCCACUAUGCAAGGUGGAACUCAACAUGGGCUCCAAGGAUCCUCCCAACUACAACACCUGUACCGAAUGCAAGAACACUGUCUGCAACCUCUGUGGAUUCAACCCCAUGCCAAAUGUUACUGAGGUGAAUGUGUGGCUGUGUCUGAACUGCCAGAUGCACAGAGCACUUGGAGGAAUGGAACCUCAAGGACCUACCAUGAUGAAACCCAAGCCUUCCCCCAACAAAGUCUCUGCUUCUGCUGCUCCUCAAAAGAGAGACACACCAACAGCAUCUGGUCCCCAAAAAGUGGCCACUGCACCAGCCUCACCCAAAAAGGAGCCAGUGACUCCAGCCUCUCAGCCUGUCCCCUCAAAACCUGAAGAGUCAGUGUCUGGGAAGAUGUUUGGCUUUGGCUCCUCCAUCUUCAGCUCUGCAUCCACUUUGAUCACCUCAGCUGUUCAGGAUGAGCCCCGCACCACACCGCCAGCUUCCCCUAUGGUGUCUGCACCCGUUGCGCUUCAAAAGCAGGAGACUCCCAAACCAACUGGUGCCCAAAAAGGUGCACCAACACCAGUGUCGCCCAAAAAAGAGGCUCAAACACCAGCCACAGCCCGAAAGAAGGACACCCCAAUGCCAGCCUCCCCCCAGAGAAAGCCAGACUCCCCCACAAUGACUGCAAAGCAAGACCAGAAACAUGCAAGUCCUCUAAAACCAGGAGACCCAUCAGGGGCUAAGCAGGGGAGUGCUGUACAACCACAGCAGCAGCCCCCACAGCAGAAGACUCCACAAGUCCAGCCUCAGCAGACCCCAGCAAGUGCACCGAAAGCAGAGCCUGUGAAGCCUCAACAACAGCCUCCUAAAGUUGGGACCUCUCCAGGACCUGCUCAGAAGACACCACAGGAAAACCGGAGAACAUCAGAAGUUCAGAAACCACCACAGCAGCCCAGCCCUGGGCGUAGGCAGAGUAGUGCCAUUCCGUCCACACAGCAACACCCCAGGCAGGAGUCAGGAGGCUUCUUUGGCUUUGGUGGUCCCAAAUCUCAGUCUACCCCCUCAAAGCCUGAAGAGGAAGUGUCUGGGAAGAUGUUUGGCUUUGGAUCCUCCAUCUUCAGCUCUGCAUCCACUUUGAUCACCUCAGCUGUUCAGGACAAACCCCAUACCACUCUGCCAGCUUCCCCCAAGUUGUCUGCACCUGCCUCUCCCAAGAUGCCCCCUGCAAAGGAGACCAAACCAUCUGCUGCUCAGAAAGCAGAGGAGAAGAAAGCAGAGCAACCCCAACAGGCCAAGGUCUCCCCAUCUGUACAGGCCAACGUGGACAAACCCCCAUCAGAGACUCCAAAGGGAGUAGCAUCCUCCCAACCAGCUCCCAAAGCAGGCCAGUCCACCUGUCCACUAUGCAAGGUGGAACUCAACAAGGGCUCCAAGGACCCUCCCAACUACAACACCUGCACCGAAUGCAAGAACACUGUCUGCAACCUCUGUGGAUUUAACCCCAUGCCAAGCGUUACUGAGAUGAAGGAGUGGCUGUGUCUGAACUGCCAGAUGCAGAGAGCUCUUGGAGGAAUUGAACCCCCAGAACCCCUCAUGAUGAAACUGUAUCCCAACAAAGUUUUUGCACCUCAAACAGUCACUAUCACACCUAUUGCAGCCCAAAAGGACAUUACAACACCUGCUGCAUCUGUGAAGACAAACAGUCCAAUCCCAAGCUCCCCUCAAAGGAAACCAGUUCCCCCUGCAGCUGAAGUAUCAAAAGCUGAAGCUACUAAAGCAGCAGACACUCAAAUGCCGGCAAGCCCAGCUCAGAUGGCAUCACAAGGGAACCGGAGAGCUUCAGAACCUCAGAAACAACCACAGCAGCCCAGCCAGCAUGGGCGUAGGCAGAGUAGUGCCAUCCCGGACACACAGCAACACCCCAAGCAGGAGUCAGGAGGCUUCUUUGGCUUUGGUGGUCCCAAAUCUCAGUCUACGCCCUCAAAGCCUGAAGAGUCAGUGUCUGGGAAGAUGUUUGGCUUUGGAUCCUCCAUCUUCAGCUCUGCAUCCACUUUGAUCACCUCAGCUGUUCAGGACGAGCCCCAUUCCACACCGCCAGCUUCCCCCAAGGUGUCUGCACCGGCCUCUCACAAGUUGCCCCUUGCAAAGGAGACCAAACCACCUACUACUGAGAGAGCAGAGGAAACAAAAGCAGAGCAACCCCAGCAGGCCAAGGCCCCCCCAUCAGUACAGGCUAAAGUGGACCAACCCCCAUCAGAGCCUCCAAAGGGAGUAGCAUCCUCCCAACCAGCACCCAAAGCAGGGCAGUCCACCUGUCCACUCUGCAAGGUGGACCUCAACAUUGACUCCAAGGACCCUCCCAACUACAACACCUGUACUGAAUGCAAGAACACUGUCUGCAACCUCUGUGGAUUUAACCCAAUGCCACAUGUUACAGAGGUGAAGGAAUGGCUGUGUCUGAACUGCCAGAUGCAGAGAGCUCUUGGGGGAAUGGAAACCCCAGGACCCCUCAUGAUGAAACCCCAACCCUUACUCAACAAAGUUUCUACACCUGUUGCACCUCAACAGGAGACUCCGGCAUCUCAAAAGGAAAUGGAGACUGCCAUACCUGCUGUAGAUCAGAAGAAGGCCGCCUCCACACUCCUAAAAGAGGAGACAACCACACUUGCUGCACCACAAAAGGAGACUCCAUUACCAGCCUCAUCCAAAAUGGGGGAGACACCAGUUACAGCUUUAAAGCAGGACACUCCAACACCAGAGUCACCACAAAAUAAAAAAUAUCCUACACCACCAGGUGUGUCUGUAACAGAUAAGGUCCCAACCACAGCUUUGCCUGUCAAGAAGGAAGUUUCUGCCUCAGCCCUUAUCAAGGAGGAACCAACCUAUGCCUCCGCUCUCAUCAAGCAGUCACCACCUCCUUCCUCAGCUCUCAACAAGGAGGCACCAACUCCUGCCUCAGCUCUCACCAAGGAGGUCACUGGUUCACCUCUCACUAAGGAGGCACCAGCCCCAGCCUCACCUCAAAAGAAUAAGGAACCUAUACUACCAGGGUCACAAAACAGAAAGGUGGCCCCAACACCAGGUUCAACCCAAGAUAACUAUGCUGUACAAUCAGGUUUACCUCUGAAGAAGGAAGCACCACUUUCGACAGCAGUAGAGACUAAAGAGGUCCAACAUCCAGCUGCAGUUCAAAGCAAUGAGGCACCUGUUCCAGAUUCACUCAAAACAAAAGAGAAUACAACAGUUGGCACCGCACUGAAAAAAGAGGCUUCAUCUACUGAGAUCUCGAUUGACAACCAGAAACCUGCAAUUGUUCAAAAGUCGAUGGAGCCACCAGCCACACCUACAAACAAGCAGAACGAGGCUGUUCAACCCUUACAGCAGCCAGAAAAGCAAAUGCCUGCACAGGAACAGCCUCUGGCACAAGUACAGCCCCAGGAAGCUCCAAAGUCAGACCCCAAAAGCACUCCCCCAAAGCAGGAGCUUGGGAAACCAGCCAGUCCAGCACCUGCUCAGAAGGCACUAGAGAACCGGAGAACAUCAGAACCUCAGACACCACCACAGCAGCCCAGCCAGAGUAGUGCCAUCCCAUCCACGCAGCAACCCCCCAAGCAGGAGUCAGGAGGCUUAUUUGGCUUUGGUGGUCCCAAAUCUCAGUCUACCCCCUCAAAGCCUGAAGAGUCAGUGUCUGGGAAGAUGUUUGGCUUUGGCUCCUCCAUCUUCAGCUCUGCAUCCACUUUGAUCACCUCAGCUGUUCAUGACGAAACCCGCACCACACCGCCAGCUUCACCCAAGAUGUUUGCACCUGCCUCUCCCAAGAUGCCCCCUGCAAAGGAGACCAAACUACCUGCUUCUCAGAAAGCAGAGGAGAAGAAAGCAGAGCAACCCCAGCAGGCCAAGGUCCCCCAAUCAAUACAGGCCAAAGUUGACAAUCCCCCUUCAAAGCCUCCAAAGGGAGCAGAAUCCUCCCAACCAUCUCCCAAAGCAGGCCAGUCCACCUGUCCACUCUGCAAGGUGGAACUCAACAAGGGCUCCAAGGACCCUCCCAACUACAACACCUGUACCGAAUGCAAGAACACUGUCUGCAACCUCUGUGGAUUCAACCCCAUGCCACAUGAAACAGAGGUAAAGGAAUGGCUGUGUCUGAACUGCCAGAUGCAGAGAGCUCUUGGAGGAAUGGAACCCCCAGGACCGCCGAUGAUUAAAUCCCAACCCUUGCCAAGCAAAGUUUCCACACCUGCUGCAUCUCAAAAGCUGACCCCAGCACCAGCUAAACCCCAAAAGGAGGAGAUUCCAGUACCUGCGGCUGCCCAAAAAGAGAUUCCUCCACCCACUGUACCUCAGGAGACACUAAUACCGGCUGGAACCCCAUCAACAGCUGUAGUCAAAAAGGAGGAGACCCCAGCACCAGGAUCCCCACAAAACAAACAUGCUCCACCUGCUGUGGCUGUAAAGGACAAACAGGAACCUAUAAUUGUUCAGAAACCAUUGGACCAAACAAUUGCAGUGACACCCAUACCCAGUGGUGCUGCUACACCUGCACAGCAGCCAGAAAAGCAAACUCCUUCACUGCAACAGCCUGAUGCAAAGCCCCCACCACAACUACAGCCCCAGCAAGUUCCAAAGAUAGACCCCAAAAUUGAUCCCCUAAAGCAGGAGCCUGGAAAGCCUCAACAACAGCUUCCAAAAGGUGGGACCUCUCCUGCUAAAGCUGCAUCACAACCACAGGCCAAGCCCCCAAAGCAGUCAGUGGGCUUCUUUGGCUUUGGCGGUGCUAAAUCUCAGCCUGCUCAGUCAAAGCCUGAAGAGUCAGUGUCUGGGAAGGUGUUUGGCUUUGGCUCCUCCAUCUUCAGCUCUGCAUCCACUUUGAUCACCUCAGCUGUUCAGGAUGAGACCCACACCACACCACCAGCUUCCCCCAUGGUGUCUGCAGCAGCCCAGGCCUCUCCCAAGAUGUCCCCUGCAAAGGAGACCAAACCACCUGCUACUCAGAAAGCAGAGGAGAAGAAAGCAGAGCAACCCCAGCAGGCCAAGGUCCCCACAUUAUUACAGGCCAAAGUGGACCAACCCCCAUCAGAGCCUCCAAAGGGAGCAGCAUCCUCCCAACCAGCUCUCAAAGCAGGCCAGUCCACCUGUCCACUAUGCAAGGUGGAACUCAACAAGGGCUCCAAGGAUCCUCCCAACUACAACACCUGUACCGAAUGCAAGAACACUGUCUGCAACCUCUGUGGAUUCAACCCCAUGCCACAUGAAACAGAGGAAUGGCUGUGUCUGAACUGCCAGACACAGAGAGCUCUGUCUGGUCAGCUGGGAGACAUGGGGAUGAUGGCCCAGCCACAACUCACUAAGAUCGGUGCCCAGCCCACACCACAGCCUGUAGCCACAUCCACAAAGACAGAGCCCCAGUUUCCAGCAGCAACCACAACCAAGGCCCAGGCUGUUCCUCUCACAUCAGAGCCCAUUCCACCUACACUAACACCUGCUCUUGCACAAAAGGAGCUGGAGCCAAAGGUGAAACUCCCUGAGGCUGAAGCUCCCAAUGCGGUCGCAAAGGCUGAGGCUCCAAAGACAGAAGUUCUCAAGGUGAAGAUCGCCAAGACAGAGGCACCAAAAAUGGAGUCUUCUGUGGCAGAAGUUCCUACAAGUGAGCUGCCCAAACCUGUACCACCUAAAUCGGAACCACCCAAGACUCCAGUGGUAGCUGCUCCUGUUGUCUCUGUCCCAGUGACUGAGGCCAUGACUGCUCCUGCUCCUCUACCCACCACAGUCGCUACUGCCAUUGCUGUCACUCCAGCCACUGUGGAGGCUAAGGCUCAACCAGCAGAGCUACAUAAACCAACAGAGGAGAAGGUUGAGAAGCCAGCAGAGGAGAAGGUUGAGAAGCCACUGAAGCAACAGAAACCAGUACCUGUCACAGUGGCUGAGAGGGUAACUCCACAACCAGUCCCAACAGCUGAUACUAUCAAGAAAGUGGCCGCUCCAUUGGUUGAAAAGGUGGAUGAUGUCCUUCCUGAACCUCAGCAGAUUCUCACUGAGAAGGAGACUGUGGAGGAGGAGAAAGAGCCAACUGCAGACUCCCUCCUAGCAGACCAGGUAGUAGUUGAGGUACCGUCCAGCCCAGCCAGUCCAUUUGAGGCUGACACCAAGAUUGAGGACCAUAGUAUCAAGUCCCAGGAUGGACCAGAUAUACUUCCUAUCUCACAGGGCUCCUACAGCUCAGAGGAAGAGCUGAAGGAGUUGCAGACAGACAGAAAUGUCCCUAUGAAUGACACGACCGCUGACACAGCCAUGCCUUCCAAGGAAGAGGUGAAUGUGGAGAAGAGGCGUCUGAAUUACGUGCAGAUGGAGGAGAGCAGUGGGAGCGAACCCUCGCCCCAGGUCCAGAGACGGAGGUUAAGUGCGAUAGCAGUCAGCACGGCAGCCUCAUCCAGCAGUGAGGACUACAAAGCAGACAGCCCAGCAGUCAGCCCAGACUCAUCUGUGGAUGAGGAGGAGUUCAUCCGCAGGCAGAUCAUGGGGAUGACAGGAGAGGAGGAGAUGUUUCUCUCAGAGGAGGAAAAAGAUGAGAAAGAGAGCAGAGAGGAGGAGACCAAGGAGGCCGAGGUGGAUAACGAAUCAGGCAAAUCCAAACUUCUGCUAAAGAAAGGCAUUAUGGCUAAUGAAGACAGCCCAGCCAGGAGACCAUCUCUUCCAGGAUCUGAGGCUAAAACCACUGCAGAUAGUUCUGAGCUCACCACCACUGUGUUUAAGAAAGACAUGAUGUUACAGAGAACAAAGAGCACGGAUGAUGGAGAGCCUGAGGUGGAGAGCAUCACAGAGUCUCUGGAGGACAAGUCCAAAGGUGAGGGGUCAUCCAGUGUCCAGGUGUCCAGCUUCACCCCUGGAACCUCUCCCACCUCAGCCUCUUCUCUGGAGGAGGACAGCGACAGCAGCCCCAGCCACAAGAGGAGCGGGGAGGGGAAACAGCACCGCAAGGCUAAGCACAGGCAGGCUGGCCAGUUCCUUCCCACCAUCGAGGACUCGUCAGAAGAGGAGGAACUCAGGGAGGAAGAAGACCACCUCAGGGAUCAGGAUAAACAGAAGGAGUCGGACCAGCAGCAGGGGAAGAGGAGCUCCAAGAAGUCCAAGAGGGAUAAAGAUGAACUACAGACUCAGAGGAAAUGGGAUAAGCCUGUAACCUCGCCCAGUAACCUGUCUCCUAUUGAAAACGCCUCGCCCACUGUGGAGGUGAGGCAGGCUAGAGAGAUGGAAGUGUUUCACAAGUCCUCAGCCUCUGACUAUUCUCCUAGCAUGGAGUCUGAUUCAGAGGCGUUUCACACGGAGGCCAAGAUAGCUGUCCCAAAAGGACAGAAGUUCAGUACUGCAGAGCCACUAAAGAGUGCAGAGGAGGUAUAUGAGGAGAUGCUUCAGAAAGCUAGAUCUCCUAAUGGAGAGACAGAGCCAGUCCCUGAGAUAGAGCCACUCUACGGUGGCAUGGCCAUAGAGGACUACCUCUAUGAGUCCCUAGUGGAGGAGCCUGAAGCUAAACCUAGUUCAGCCCGACCGGAGCAGCCCAGUAAAGACCAUGCUAAAGAGCCAGGGAAGAAAAGUUUAAGGUCUCCUGAAGAGGUGUAUGAGGAGAUGAUGCAGAAAAAGAAGGAACUGAUGUUGAUAGAGCAGGAGUUUCAGAGGGCUCAGUCAGCGAUGGACACUCCAAAUCCAGAAAUACAUGUGACUGCACCAUCCAGUGCUGCAGCUGAGAGCUGCAAAGUUGGUGAGGCAGAGGGAGAAAAGCCUAUGUUAGAUGCUGAUUCUACCUACGUUAAAAGGAAGAAACGUCCUGCUCCACCACGACCCUCUGAACCUCCUAAACGGCCUGAGGUCAACGUUGCCAAGCCAACAGUUCCUCAGGAUAUGACUAUGAGGAGGGCUCUUUUCCCCAUACCGGACUUGAAGAUCACCCAGUGUUCCUCUGGAGAGGAUGAGACAGAUGAUAGUAUAAUAGAGGAGUAUGGAGUGGGAGUGUCCUCUGAUAUUACCCCUAGCGAUGAGUCUGAGACUAAAGAACAGGUAGAGUCCUCUCCAGUUUCAGAACAUACCCCAAUAACAGAGGCAGCUGAGAUUGAACCCAUCACAGUAGUGUGUGAGGUUCCCCAGGCGAAAGCUACUCCAGCUCCUGCCCCUGAGACAGUUCUAGCCACCAGUACAACCACCACAACAUCACCAAUCUCUCCAGUAUCACCGCCCACCUCACCAGCAACUCCAGACUCAAGUCUAGCCUCCAAUGCUACUUCCUCCUCCUCUUUCCAAGCUCCAAGUCCUCUCUCCUCUGACUCUACUCCAGUGUCCACUCCAACACCAGACCUGGCCAAAGCUGCAGCUCCCUUCGCAGCUCAGCCACCUGCUGAUAUCUCCCCUCCUUCUAUUGCUCCCAUUAUGGCUGUUUCUCCAACCACAGUUUUGGUCACAAUUCCAGAUGUGGUGACAGAUCCAACCCAAGCACCAACACCAGCUACGACUACAGUCCAUGCUUCUGCUCCACUAGCCCAACCCCAAGCUCCUGCCACAGUCCCUGCCUCAGUGGUGGUGCACAUACCUGAUCCGGUUGUAAUCCAAAUGCCAGACCUGGUUACAUCUCCAUCCCAGAUGUCUGUUCAGCGUCCACCUUCUGUGCAGAUCACAGCACCAACUCCAGUACCAAGCCCAGUACCUUCUGAAGCCACAUCUCCAGUCCCAGCUGCUCCCAGUGCAAUGUCAACUUCGGCUCCAGUCUCUGCUCCAACUCCAGCCCCAGCUCCAGUUGUCGUCCAAAUGCCAGACCUGGUUACCAUCACCUCUUCAGUUUCACCCCAAGCCCCACUGCCUGUGACAUCCUCAGCUCGUGCCCAGGCUACAGUGGUGCAUUCAGUCCCUGUCCAGACUGCUGCCCCACCUCCAACCCCAGUAGUAGUCCCAGCCAUAGGGACACGCCGAAUUCAGAGACAAGCCUCCACCAAAAAAGCCCCACCUCCUCCUCCACCUAGGUCUACAUCAGUCUCCCAGCCACAAACCUCAGCAGAGCCUACCUCUAUCAGGGCCAUCCAUAAUGUCUCCCCAACCGUGACUACCACUAUAGCCAUGGGAGCAGCUCUGCCUGUGGUGGUGAAUGUACAGUCGCUAGUGGAGGAUGUCCGGCCAGAAGGUGUUGCUGGCUCUCAGGUUAUGAUGACCCCAACCAGACAGGGGCAUGCGGUCAUCAUAGUCCCCAAUGUGGAGAACAUGUCGGUGCUCAGCCAGACAACCCAAGACCUUGUGGCAAACUCAGUGGCAAUAACUACCACCUCUGCUGUGGUUGAAGGCAGUAGUCAGAUAGCAGCAAGGCCUGUGGUUGUCAGUGUUGCUCCUUUCUAUACUGCUCCCUCUGUUCCUGCUGUACACAGCUCAGACACAUAUAUACCUUUGGCAGAUACCCCAACACCUCCUUUGCCUCCUCCACCACCCCCUGCUACCUUACUAAAGCCAGCUGUUUAUCCCAAAAAGCCUUCCAUUUCCAUCCCACCUUCAGUCCCAACAUCAGUGCCGGUCUCAGCUGCUUUGACAAUGGCACAGGCGACUGGAACAACCCCAGGCCCCAGUCCAGUACACAAGGCCCCUGCACCCCCUCCAGUCCCCCCCAAGCCUGUGUCCAUCCCUGCAGGGCUGGUGUUCAGCCACCGACCAGGGGAGAGUGUCAAACCUCCAGUGUAUCCCAAUGCCAGCCACACACUACCCACGACCAGAGAAGUGGUUCCGAAAGCCAGCUCAGCAGAGCCAUUCACAGCCACAACACUGCCCAGGACCAGAGAACCUCCCAAUGCCCUGUCUCUGAGUCUGACCACCCCAGUGGAAUCCAAGAUGAGUGCUACCUCACCCAGGUCCCCCCUUUCUCCAAGGAAUGCCAAGUGUCUGGAGACGUAUGUUGUGAUAACUCUGCCCUCAGAGCCUGGCACACCCACAGAGGGUAUCACUGUCCAAGCCCCCAUCAGAAGAGGGUCCAUCCUCCCCUCUAAGCAGACAGGCCCGGGGGUUAGGACCACACCGUCAGAACAGCAGUCACCCAUUGAGGCCUUCUCAGCCCAGGACAAUGUCAGGAAAGCAUCAGUUCCCUCAUUGAGGCAGCCGCCACCACCAACAGCAGCAAUAGGACCAGUCGAAGUAGCAGCACCCCUAGAGGGAGUCAAGGUUCUAGCAACAGCAAGGCGGCCUUCCAUACCAUCAGCUAUGCAGCCUCCAUACAGUAUGGCUGAGGUGGUGACAGUUUCAGCUGGGUCUGAGAUGCCUAUUCAGGUACACAAUGUCCCAGCUCCAAUCAAGAAACCGUAUAAACCUCCAACAGCCAAGCCACCGCAGACAGUGUCUGUGGUUAUGACGAUGCCAUCAGAGCCACAGGUUCCUGUAGAAGUGUCUGCAACUCAAGCCUCUGGUAGAAGGGCAUCAAUACCUGCUGUACCUCAGCAGCCACAAUAUGUGGCUGAAGUAAUGGCUUUACCAGCAGAGCUGGACAUACCUACAGAGGUCGUUUCAAUUGAGGCCAUGUCCGGAAGAGCAACAAUACCAUCAGAAAUGCAGCAACCACAAACCAUGGCAGAGGUAAUGCCAUUACAGCAGGAAAUACCAACGGGAGCUAUGGCCACCCAAAUCCAUGUAGAAGCUACACCCUCAACCAUGCAUCAGUCACCAUCUCUGAUAGAGGUGAUUUCAACUGAGGCUAUCUUUAGAAGAGCAUCAAUACCAUUGGAAAUGCAGCAACCACAAACCAUGGCAGAGGUAAUGCCAUUACAGCAGGACACACCAUCAAUACGAUCAUCUGCACCACAACCACAAGGAGUGGCUGAAGUCAUGACUUUUGCUUCAGAGUAUGAAAUGCCUACGGAGGUUAUAACAACUGAGGCCACUACCACUAGAAGGACAUCCAUAUCCUCUGUAGCACAACAACCAUACACAUUUGCUGAAGUAAUGACUUACCCAUCAGAAUAUGAAACACCCACCCAGGUGGUUACAACUGAGGCUAUUUCCACUACAAGAAGAGCGUCUAUAACCAUGCAGCAGCUUCUAACUAUGGCCCAGGUUAUCACAAUGCCUGCAGAGGCAGAGGUGCCUCUAGAGGCAUAUGCUGCCCAAGUUCAAUACAGGAGAGAAUCCAUCCCCUCAGCAGUGCAACCGCCACAGGCAGUAUCAGAGGUCCUGAGUUACUCAUCAGAGUAUGAGACCCCCCUGGAGGUCAUUACAACUGAAGCCUACACCAGGAGAAUGUCAGUUCCCUCUGGCCAGGAGGUUCCCCAGACUGUCCCCGUGGCUCCAGUCACCAUCACCAGGAAGUUCCACCAGGAGUCGAUAGAGAGCCAGGAAAUCCGUGGGCCUGAGAAGGUGGUGUCCAGCCUGAGCCACGUGUACUCCUCCUCUAUCUCCACCUCAGCCCAGCCCCCGGAGAGACUGCCCAGCCUGGUCACUCAGGUGGUCACCACCGAGGUUCAGAGAACCACUGUGUCUGUGGUCCAUGAGAGGCUGCCCCAGGCUCCUGCGUCAGACGCAUUGGCCAUCCCUAUCCAGCCCUCUCCCAAACAGAACGGGAAGAUCUAUUCCGGUGAUGCCAUUGACCUCCGCACCAUUAAGGUCGGUGUAAAGAUGACUGAUUCAGGGAUGGACUUGACUCCUCAGGAAUCGAGUCGCCAGUCCGUCUGUAGCAACUCUAGUGGCCGACAUACGGCAGUGCAGCCAGAGAUAGUGAACCUGAGUGCUGAGAUUACCCCUUCCACCACGUUGGCUGUUGUAACUGAUAGCAUCACUAUUGUCACCUGUUCAGCCACCAUUGCCUCCUACACCAGCGAGCCAGCAGAAAAGCCUUUAGAUCUGCAGAGUUAUGUUGCCUCCAUGCCUCUCCCUCUUACCACAUACAAACCAUUCGAGCCUCUGGCACAGAUAGUGUAUCGGCGGGUAGACUCUCCGCCUAUCGUCAGCACGGUGACAGCCAGAGACACAGAGAUACCAAUUAACCUGUCCUAUGGAGCCUCCACAGUAGAUAGCAGGCUUCCAGUGACCAUGGCCCCAGCUAUCAGCAAUGGGGGGACCAUGCUCUCAGAGCUGGCUGGGGCCGUGGACCUGUCCACCUCCAGACCCCUUAGGGCCAUGGUGGCUCUGUCCGGCACCAGCCCAGGUGUGGUGACCACGGUCGUAGAGGAUGAUGGGACGCCCAUAGAUCUGACAGCUGGGAAAAAUGUGUGCUGUGACGUCAUCUACAAGCUACCCUUCACAGGGAGCUGUAGGACCCAGCCACCAGUUAUUACCCAGCCUGACAACCACUUUGGCUACAGAGACAACCACUAUCAGUAUGAUCAUGCUGGGGUCUAUGGAAUCAAGGUCUUGAACGGCAAGGCCAUGUCUGAGACCAAUCUGGCUGAUGCAGGACUCUUCCUCUAUAAUGGAAAGACCAGAUAUGACUAUAACGGUGUCUUGGACAGUGCAGUAGACCUGACAGCUGGUAAUAUUUCCGCAGGUGAAGCUCUAGACUACAGUAGUAAAGCUGCUGGGGCCUAUACUGGGAUAUCCACUGCUCCAUAUUCCCAGGUCCCUGCUUAUAGUGUCCUUAGAUCCUCAGACGGAAUGGUAUACUCCUCCAUAGCAGCCCCUGUUCCUUCUACAUAUGCCAUUACCACCCAGCCAGGGUCCAUCUUUAGCACCACCCUACCCCCUACCACCACCCUCCAGGAGCAGCCAGCCCAAGCUCCAUACCCCUAUGGCUUCAUCCCCACCACCGACCCUAGCCACCAGAUCAUCAGCCUGGGCACUGGCCUCCCCAAGGACCUGCUGCCCAGCGCUCUGGCUGACAUCAUGACUGGCUUCCCUGCCCUGUACUCUGACCAGACCCUGGAGGCCAUCGCAGCCUCUCUGGAGGCCCUGGCCUCGUUGCCCAUGUUCCCCGGGCUGGAUGACAGCAAGAUCACCCAGUAUCAGAUGGAGAGGGAGUUCCUGCAGCUGGAGAAGCUGAAGCAGCUGUGUCUGGCAGAGGAGCUGGAGUGGGAGAGGCAGGAGAUCCAGCGCUACCGCGAGCAGGAGCAGAUCAUGGUGCAGAGGGAGCUGGAGGAGCUACAGGCUCUGAAACAGAAGUUGUUAGUACAACAGGAAGAGGAGCACCAGGCACACCUUGUAGCACAGCAGGAGACCUACAACCAGCAGAGGGAACAGCUAGAGCAGAUCCAACAGCUCCAGGUGCAGCUACAGCACCAGCUAGAGGAGCACUACGGUACCACAGGAACCUCAGACAACCUGCUAGAGGCACAGUAUGCAGGGGUGGGGGAUAAUGGUCAGUACUGGCCUGUUAGGGAUGAGUCCACCACCUCAUCCACUGUCAUCCAGCUAGAGGGUGGGGUGCAGUAUGUAACCGGUGAGGGUCAGAGAGAGGUUGGAGGUCAGGACCAGCUGCAAUUCAGUAGGAAACAGUCGGCAGGGUCUAAGCAGCCUGGUGACCAGGGGUAUGGUACAGGGGUGGUAGGAAAGAGGAUAGUGGACAGUGGGGUCCAGACAGACGAUGAGGACUCGGUAGAUAGAACGUAUGUGGGGAGGAGGAAGAGGAACAACAGGAGGGGUGUAGACAGCAGUGUUCAGACUGAUGAUGAGGAGGACCAGGAGGUUGAGUGGGACAUGCCAACCAGGUCGCGGCGGCGCUCCCGCUCCAGCAAGCACAGCGGCGAGGGAAAACACGGUGGCUCUAAGGUCUCCAGCAUCGCCAUCCAGACUGUGGCAGAGAUCUCUGUCCAGACCGACCACUCUGGCAGCAUCAAAUGCCCCAGCAUCCAGAUGGACACUAAGGUGGAGAUCAUCAAACACAUCUCAGCCCCAGAGAACUCUCAGAGAGGAGGCAGCCUCAGCUGCCAGACAGACACAGACCGCAGGCGCCACUUGCCCGUAGAGGUGGGCUACAGCGCCUACCUGAAGGCAGACCUCGCCCCCAAGUCCCCCAAAGUGCUCUACUCUCCCGUGUCCCCCCUCUCCGCGAGUAAGGCCAUGGAGGAAGGGCAGAAGAGGCUGACCACUGACCCGUCCAGGUUUUCCUCUGGCCCUAGGAUGCUGAAGCCUGGACCGAAGUCUCUGCCUGACCCCAAGUCUCUCAGCCCCACCACCGAGGACAGGAUAGGCUACCACUACACAGAAACAUACUCUGGCCAGGGCUCUCCGUCAGGCACUGGAAAGAAGGUGAAGAGGACCCUACCCAACCCUCCCCCGGAGGAUGACCCUCUGACUGGCCCGUCAGGCUACAGCACCAACUCAGCACGCCGACGGCUCGGCCGUCACACCACCAUGGCCCGGGCCAAGAUCUUGCAGGACAUCGACAAGGAGCUGGACCUGGUGGAGAGAGAGUCAUCCAAGCUCCGCAGAAAACAGGCCGAGCUAGAUGAGGAGGAGAAAGAGAUUGAUGCCAAGCUGAGGUACCUGGAGAUGGGCAUCAACCGUCGUAAGGAUGCCCUGCUGCAGGAGAGGGAGAAGAGGGAGAGGGCCUACCUGCAGGGUGUGGCUGAGGAGAGAGACUACAUGUCGGACAGUGAGGUCAGCAACAUCAGGGAGACCAGAGGGAACAGCCACGGCCUGGAGAGACCCAGGACAGCUCCCCAGUCAGAAUUCGACCAGUUCAUUCCCCCUGAAACUGAGGCUGACUCCCAGUACUCCACUCUUACCAGUCCCUACUCCCACUACACCCAGUAUGUCCCCCAGACCCAGGCCAUCAGCCACUACCCCCAGCAGACCCUGUACCAGCAGCAGGCCCUCUACCAGCAGCACCCCUACCAGAGUCAGUCAGUCUACUCCUCUGUGCCCAGCCUGUCCUACCCCCAGGCCUCCCACUCCCACCAGCAGGCCCAGUCCUCAGGCUACCAGUCCAAGAACACCACCAACUACGAGGUGAUCCGGAACCAGCCCAUGAUCAUCGUACCCUCCUCCAGCGAGGGUGGGUAUGGGGUGGGGAAGUACGGCAGCCUGGAACUGAGGAUGGGCCUGGAGGAGAGGAGCAUGGCCUCCAGCCCCAUGUCUAGUAUAUCUGCUGAGUCUUUCUACGCUGACAUCGACCACCACAAUGCCAGGAACUAUGUUCUGAUAGAGGACAUAGAGCAGCUGACUAAAGGCUCUACAGCGCUGGGCUCUGCAGGGCUGGGGUCAGGGUUCAGUCUGCCUGAUAAGGACCUGUCUAAGGCUGACAGGCUGCUCCGGGCCGCUGAGGCCAGGCGCACUGCAGAGGUUGCGGAGUUCCUUGGUAACUCGCGUCUGCACAGCUACGGUAAAGGAGAGGAGGACUCUAUGGAGGAGCCUUAUGAGCUGAAGCUCCUGAAGCAACAGAUAAAGCAGGAGUUUAGACGAGGGACAGAGGGUCUGGAGCACCUCUCAGGCCUGGGCAUGCCCCAGUACCUCCCCACUGACCCCAGCUACAGACAUUUCCCUAAGGCUGACAAGUACAGCAUCAGCCGGCUGACUCUGGAGAAACAGGCUGCCAAGCAGCUCCCUGCCGCCGUGCUCUACCAGAAACAGAUCAAGAACCAGAAGAAGGCAGCCCUGUUGGACCCCAAGAUAACCAAGUUCUCCUCCAUCCAGGAGAGCAGAGACCUGGAGCCAGACUACAACAGUUUCCUGGGCUCUGGAGCCUCGUCUGUCACCAACCUGUCCACGCGAGCCAGACUGCUCCAGGAUGAGAUCACCUUUGGCCUGAGGAAGAACCUGUCUGAGCAGCAGAAGUACCUGGACUCCUCCCUGGGAUCUAACCUGGCUGGCUCUCUGGGCCAGAACCUGGGCCAGUCCCUUGGCCUGGGGGGACCCACCAUGAGGACUACCCUACAGGACGACACCACCUACCCCAGUGGCACGCGCUCUCGCCCCUCCUCCCGACCCAACUCCCGCCCCAACUCCCGUCCCACUUCCGUCUAUGGCCUGGAUCUGUCCAUCAAACGGGACCUUUCCAGCUCCUCUCUCAGGCUGAAGAUUGAAGGAGAAGCAUUGGACGGAGCGUUCGGCACGGGGGUGGCCAGGACCAAGCCCACCAGCCUGCCUAUAAGCCAGAGCCGCGGGCGCAUCCCCAUCGUGGCUCAGAACUCAGAGGAGGAGAGCCCUCUGAGUCCUGUAGGAGAGCCCAUGGGCAUGGCCAGAGCCUCAGCCGGCCCUCUACCACCCAUCUCAGCUGACUCCAGAGACCAGUUUGGCUCUAACCACUCCCUGCCGGAGGUCCAGCAGCACAUGAGGGAGGAGUCCAGGGCUACACUGGGACAUAGUGGGGUCUACGACAGAGACAUAGCCUUCACCAUGGACGACCUGGGGGGAGCCAUGUCUGACAGCGAAGCCCUAACUGACUCCAUGCUGACACUGAACAGAGAUGAUCCCAGAAUCUUUCAUGAGAGUAUCAGACACGCCGGAGGCCCCAACUGGAACAUAGAAGCGUACCACCUGAGGAGGGAGGACACUGACUGGUUUGAUAAGCCUGCAGAGAGACAACAUCAGGAAAAUGGACAGCCUCUGGACAGGAGACAGAUUAAGCUGAUUCCCUAUGUGUUCCCUCACACCCGGCUCAAACUACAGAGAGACCCCAAGGACACCAGUGUCUCAGGGAAUGGCCUGGGGAUCCGUGUGGUGGGAGGAAAGGAGAUUCCUGGUUGUCAUGGUGAGAUAGGAGCCUACAUUGCCAAGGUUACACCCGGAGGAGUGGCCGAACAGACAGGGAAAGUGGUGGAAGGAAUGCAGGUGUUGGAGUUGAAUGGGGUUCCUCUGAUGGGGAAGACUUACGAGGAGGUGCAGUGCAUUAUGGGUCAGCUGUGUGCAGAGACUGAGCUCUGUGUGAGACUUGACCUGAACAUGCUGUCUGACCCUGAGCAUCCCCAGGCCCUGGAGAACCAUGACCAGCUGAAGCCUGGUGACAGGCAGUGUUCUCCAGGAGUGGACCCUAAGCAGCUGGCUGCAGAGCUGCAGAAGGUUUCCCAACAGCAGGCUCCUGGGAUGGGGGUAGGAAUGGGGGUGGGGGGGCCAGGAGGAGUAGGGGUCCUCUCUGCCCUUGACCGCUCAGCUCUGUUACACUCAGGCAAUGCAUCGGCCAGCUCUAGUGCCGUCCCCAGCCCCGGUCAGCCUGCCUCCCCAGCCAUCAUCAAGAAACAACGCCACAGCGCCAAGUCGGCAGCGGAUGUGCAGGUGCUAAAGCCUCAGCCUCACCCUAUAACAGGAGAAAUACAGCUCCAGAUCAACUAUGAUAGGAACCUGGGGAACCUGAUAGUGCAUGUGCUCCAGGCAAGGAACCUGGCUCAGAGAGACCCCAACAGAUACUCUGACCCCUUUGUCAAGGUCUACCUCCUACCAGGGAGAGGACAAGUCAUGGUAGUCCAGAACGCAAGUGGUGAGAACAAGAGGAGGACCAAGUACGUUCAGAGGAGUCUGAACCCAGAGUGGAACCAGACCGUCAUCUACAAGAACAUACACCUGGAACAGCUGAAGAAGAAGACUCUGGAGGUGACAGUGUGGGAUUAUGACAAAUCUUCCUCCAAUGACUUCCUGGGAGAAGUGUUGAUAGAUCUGUCUAACACAUCUCAGCUGGACAACACUCCUCGCUGGCUGCCUCUGAAGGAGCAGAGUGAGAGCAUUGAGCAUAGCAGAGCACACCACACCGCCCAGGGGCCUGGGGGGCCAGGAGCAGGGGCAGGGCCGGGACAGGGGCCCAUAGCGGGGCAAGGAUCAGGCAAGGACAUGGGGCCAGGAUUAGGACAAGGACAAGGACAAGGCCUAAUGCAUGGACAGGGACAGGGGCAGAUGGAGGAGUGCCUUGAGUCCCCCAAGAAUUCUGUGAUAAAGAGCAGAAGCCACGGGAUCUUCCCUGACCCAGCAAAAGACAUGCAGAUGGUGACUCUAGAGAAGUCCCACAGUAGUCCCGGCAGCUCUAAGUCAUCGUCAGACGGCCAGCUUCGUUCCCACGGUCCGUCCCGCAGCCAGAGCAAGAGCAGUGUCACGCAGGCCCACCUGGAGGAUGCUGGGAUAGCUAUAGCUGCCGCAGAGGCCGCUGUGCAACAAGCCCGCCUCCAACCGAGACCAGGCCACAGGUUGGGGGAUGUGUCGGGGCCGGUGGUGUCCUCAGCCCCCAAUCUGCUGGAGGGAUAUGGGGGUCUGGAUGGAGAAGAGGGGGCUGGCACAGGGGUCGACAGCGCCAUUUUCCAGGUCCCACGCAUAGGGAAGACCAUCCCCAACGGCAUUGACAAGUCUAGAGGACUGCCACUCUCACUAUCAGACAAUGAGGGGGGUGGGGGUAAGACCCAGAUGAUGGGGGAGAUCAAGGUGGCCCUGAAGAAGGAGGUGAAACAAGAGGGAGACCAGCUGGUCCUGGAGGUUCUACAGUGUAGAAACAUCACUUACAAGUUCAAGAGCCCAGACCACCUACCAGAUCUCUAUGUGAAGCUGUACGUUGUUAAUGUGGCGACUCAGAAGAGAAUCAUCAAGAAGAAGACCAGAGUUUGUCGACACGACAGAGAACCCUCCUUCAACGAGACCUUUAGGUUCAGCCUCAACCCCACCGGACACUCCCUGCAGUUGUUCCUGGUGUCUAACGGGGGUAAGUUUAUGAAGAAGACCCUGAUAGGAGAGGCCUACAUCUGGCUGGACAAGGUGGACAUGAGAAAGAGGGUGGUCAGCUGGCACAAGCUGCUGGUCAAUUCCACACACAACCAGUCCUGAGAGUUCAACUUGAGAACACAGAGAGGUCAACCAGAGGUCAGUGAAGGUCAAUGAAUAGUAUUGGUCAAUGCUUGCUCGUAGAGGAGGACGAAAAAGAGGAAAAGGGAUAUGAGUUGCGUUACAGUGUCCUGCAUCUCCUUUGUGUUAUUUUAUAUGGAAAGAAGAGAGCGAGGAAGGAGAGGAAGGAAUGAAUGAAUGAAUGAAUGAAGGAAGGAAGGAAGGAAGGAAGGAAGGAAGGAAGG
Messenger RNA from Salmo salar (Atlantic salmon), 21946 nucleotides. RefSeq names its product protein piccolo. Gene Ontology annotation, biological process: presynaptic active zone assembly; protein localization to synapse. The record is from RefSeq and is a predicted model, not a curated record. Lineage: Eukaryota; Metazoa; Chordata; Actinopteri; Salmoniformes; Salmonidae. Gene Ontology annotation, molecular function: structural constituent of presynaptic active zone; metal ion binding; protein binding. Gene Ontology annotation, cellular component: axon; GABA-ergic synapse; glutamatergic synapse.